Messenger RNA from Hemicordylus capensis (graceful crag lizard), 605 nucleotides. It is a transcript of the gene POLR2F, whose product is annotated as RNA polymerase II, I and III subunit F. The transcript is spliced from 5 exons. NCBI's taxonomy places the organism in Eukaryota, Metazoa, Chordata, Lepidosauria, Squamata, Cordylidae. Bases 141 to 524 code for a protein of 127 amino acids. Gene Ontology annotation, biological process: DNA-templated transcription. Gene Ontology annotation, molecular function: DNA-directed RNA polymerase activity; DNA binding. Gene Ontology annotation, cellular component: nucleus; RNA polymerase III complex; RNA polymerase I complex. The record is from RefSeq and is a predicted model, not a curated record.
UGGGGUUCGUCUUCGGAAAAAAAAACAACAACGCUAGCUUCGUCUCUCGGCUGUUUCAAGGUUCUCUCGCGGUCGCUUCCCCUCUCGCCGUAGGAGCGGGUAUCGCGAGAGCUGGGUCCCGAGCCUGUAAAAGGGGCAGCAUGUCUGACAACGAGGAUAAUUUUGACGGAGAUGAUUUUGAUGAUGUAGAGGAAGAUGAAGGAUUGGAUGAUCUAGAAAAUGCCGAGGAGGAGGGUCAGGAAAAUGUCGAAAUCCUGCCAUCUGGAGAGAGACAGCAAGCAAACCAGAAGAGGAUCACCACUCCCUACAUGACCAAAUAUGAGCGGGCCAGAGUUCUCGGCACCCGUGCCCUCCAGAUAGCCAUGUGUGCCCCAGUGAUGGUAGAGCUAGAAGGAGAGACAGACCCCUUACUGAUUGCAAUGAAAGAACUCAAAGCUCGGAAGAUUCCCAUAAUUAUCCGCAGGUACCUGCCAGAUGGGAGUUAUGAAGACUGGGGUGUGGAUGAACUGAUCAUUACGGAUUGAUUGACUUGUCUUCUGUGCAUCAACUCUGCUUUCACUGUAAUUUUUUUUUUUACUGUUGUGUAAAUAAAUACUAAAAUUUUA